Capsella rubella is the source of this 1145-nucleotide messenger RNA. Its product is annotated as protein SODIUM POTASSIUM ROOT DEFECTIVE 1. The transcript is spliced from 4 exons. NCBI's taxonomy places the organism in Eukaryota, Viridiplantae, Streptophyta, Magnoliopsida, Brassicales, Brassicaceae. The coding region runs from base 100 to 1065 and encodes 321 amino acids. Gene Ontology annotation, molecular function: metal ion binding. The record is from RefSeq and is a predicted model, not a curated record.
AAUUUAUAUGUGUGACUGCAGAAACCACUUCACAUUUUAAUUGCAUACAGAACAACUAUAGACUUUGUCUUACAACAAUUCAUAAGAAGAAGAAAAAAAAUGUUAUGUGCCUCUCAAGCAUCACCAACAACCAUUUGCUCAACCAUGGACAAAACCUCACAACCUUCUUCUUCUUCUUCGGCCACGAUCAGGCUCGGUGGUCGAGCCAUCGACCGUCAUAAUCCAAUCAUACGUGACGGUCGGAGACUCACUCCUCCAGCUUCUCCGAACCUUAAUCCCUCUUCUUCAUCUUCUUCUACUUACCAUACUCCUCUUAAGACUAGAUUAGGUCUAGAGAGUAGUGAGCAAAAACGUGCAGCAAAGAGGAAGAGCAAGAAAGGUGACUCUGAUGUUGGUAAGUCACCUUUUAAUAGCGACACUCCACAGGGUUCUUCGAGGUACUUAUUGAGCAACCCGGUUUUCUUUGACGGGUUUGUGGAUUCCGACCCGAUUCCAGUACCUAUCGAUGAACCAGAGAUAACCAAAGCAGCUGAUUUGGAUAACUUUCAUGAAGAUAGACUGAUCAUAAACGCCUCAAAGUAUGUUUCAUCAUCUUCUUCUUUCUUGGAUAAGAAGCAACCCGAUUUCUUCGAAGGGUUCUUGGAUUAUGAACCGGUUCUGUCUCCGGAUAAUCCCUUCUCUGAACCAACAAAAGCUUCUCCUACAGCAUCUCUUAGCUCACUUGAAGAUAAAGAUGUUUCCUCCCCGGAUUUCAAAUUCUCUCCUCCUCCUCCUCCGCCACCUCCUUCUCCUCCUCAAUCGUCGUCGCCGCCGCUACCACCACAGGAGAAAAACUCUUCUUCGGAUCAAGUGGUUGUUCUGAGAGUAUCACUUCAUUGCAAAGGCUGUGCCGGGAAAGUCAAGAAACAUCUAUCGAAAUUGAAAGGAGUGACGUCGUAUAACAUAGACUUCGCAGCAAAGAAGGUUACCGUGAGGGGAGAGGUAACACCGUUGACUGUGUUGGCGAGUAUUUCCAAAGUUAAAAACGCACAGUUUUGGCCUGAGACUAUUACUCAGAACCACUGAAAAGAACCUUGAGGAUGAGACCAGCGGUCUAAAACCAUGGUCACCAUCACAACGCGUGGUCUUCAGAAUGUUACCAAAAU